AUGGAUGUCAAAGAAAUCAUAGCUUUACAUUCACUGCUUCAUUUAGUUUUCCACCGAAAUAAGAAUCAGCACGGAAACACGAAAUGGUGGAAAUGGUUGUCUAUCCUGAAACGCAUCACUCUGAAACUCGCCAAGUCAUUGGAGACCGAUGCCUUCCAUACGGUUCGCCUAUAUAAAGAGCACCUGGCUUUGCAUGUCAUUCCAAAUUGUUACCUAGCAUUCUCGAGAGUCAUAGCCGAUGGCCAGUUUUCUACAAUAGGCAUAGUGCUGAUAGCUGCACUUGCUCGUUUAACUAAAGCGACAGGAAUAGACAAGGAGAUGAACUCCCUGCGUGGAAAGAAAAUGGCAUUUCGGCCGUCGACUUGCCUUAAGAAUUUGCAACAGGAGGAUGUGGGAGAAGUUGUUUCUCGGUUGAGCGAGUCUUUUAUCCCUCUUCCAAGCUUUCAAUCUGGCAAGCAAGCUGGUUCAGAAGAACCAAAUAGCCACCAAAGGGAAGCAAAAGAAACCGCUACUGUAGCUGUCAAACCUUCGGGCCAGAAGAAGAGGAAGAAGAAUGCCAUCGAUGAUCUUUUCAAUGGGGUCCUAUGA
Messenger RNA from Aspergillus fumigatus Af293, 588 nucleotides. RefSeq lists its product as uncharacterized. Gene Ontology annotation, molecular function: rRNA primary transcript binding. NCBI's taxonomy places the organism in Eukaryota, Fungi, Ascomycota, Eurotiomycetes, Eurotiales, Aspergillaceae. The record is from RefSeq and is a predicted model, not a curated record. Gene Ontology annotation, cellular component: ribonuclease MRP complex. Gene Ontology annotation, biological process: maturation of 5.8S rRNA from tricistronic rRNA transcript (SSU-rRNA, 5.8S rRNA, LSU-rRNA); nuclear-transcribed mRNA catabolic process, RNase MRP-dependent.